CAUACAGUAAAAACUCUGAGUCAGCCGGAUGGCCACUGACGGAGAUACAACUAUUCUGACCUUCACCUGAGAGCGUCUCGUCUAUCAAACAAUGAGCCACAAUGUAUAAAUGAUACCUCCACACCCGGUGAGACUGUUGAGUUCGACCUUACGACCGAAGGUGACCGGGAAGGCAAAAUCGGAGGUACUCGCAAUCACCAUGACGCGUCGACUGGCCUCGCAGAUGGAUACCAGUGGUGGAAAUCAAAAUCUCAGCUCAAGGCAAAUCGACCUGCUCAAAGGCUGGCCCAAUCCAGGGCUGCUUCCUCCUCAGCAGCUUGACAAGGCUUCCGACCAUAUCCUAUCUAAUCCUAAUAACAAGGAUGUCCUAUUCUAUGGACCGGAUGAAGGCUAUAAGCCGCUAAGACAAGCAAUUGCGAAAUGGUUGACGGACUUUUACAGACCUAGCAAGCCAGUCCCGACUGAGAGGAUAUGCAUCAGCGGAGGUGCUAGUCAAAAUCUAGCAUGUAUUUUGCAGACGUUCACCGAUCCAGUCUACACACGCAAUAUUUGGAUGGUAGCUCCAACAUAUUUCCUGGCCUGCAGGAUAUUCAAUGACUCUGGAUUUGAUGGCCGUUUGAGGGCUAUACCAGAAGAUGAAGAGGGAAUUGAUCUUGAGUACCUUGAAAGAGGCCUGCGAGAGAGUGAGGCACGCGCACGAGCCGAGAACAACACGAGUCCCCGACUAAAAGCCCCCAAGCCGUGGAGGAAGAUUUACAAGCAUGUCAUCUAUGCUGUACCCACGUUUUCGAAUCCAUCGGGUCGCAUCAUGAGUCUUCACCAUCGGCACAGCUUGGUAAGACUUGCUCGAAGAUACGAUGCCCUGAUAGUGACGGAUGAUGUCUACGACAUGCUCCAAUGGCCUUCUGAUCCCAAGGCAAGCCCACGGAAAAUGGACAGAGCCGUUCUACCACGAAUAGUGGAUAUUGAUCGAGAACUUGACGGAGGUCCCGUGGAUGCGUAUGGACAUGCAGUGAGCAAUGGCAGCUUCUCCAAGAUCGUUGCACCAGGUUGUCGAACAGGAUGGGCCGAAGGUACCGAAGCGUUGGCUUAUGGUAUUUCGCAGACUGGGUCAAGUCGAUCCGGAGGCGCACCCUCGCAUCUUGUCGCGUCCUUCAUCUACCGACUUCUCUCAGCAGGCACAUUGCAGAAUCACAUCAUGCAGGAAUUGCAGCCAGCAUAUGCGCGGCGUUAUUACACCAUGAUUGAUGCCAUCGGAAAAUACUUACUCCCACUGGGCUUGACGAUGCCUCAGCCAAACAAAGAUAUUGCUGGUGGAUACUUCAUCUGGUUGACUCUGCCUCGAUGCCUGAAUUCGAUGCGGAUUCACAAAGAUGCACUGGCAACCGAAAAUUUGAUCAUCGGUUCUGGGCCAAUAUUCAAAGUGGAGGGUGAUGAAUCAAAUGAAGAAACCAAGUUUGCAAAAGAGCUCCGCCUAUGUUAUGCCUGGGAGGACGUUGAUGUGCUGGAAGAGGCAGUGAUCCGGCUGGCACGGGUCAUUCGACAGGAAAUGACCAAACAAGUCAAAUGAGCGACGAGAUACUGCAACGUGAUGUUGAUGAAUGACCUUCCUUUCCAUGGAUGUGUCCCUCGAGUCCUGCCAGCUGGCCCCUGUACCCUCGUCUGAAUGUGCCAGUCCAGAUCUUGUUUGUGCCAACAAGUGGUAGCCUUGCCACAACGAAUCGCUGGAUGACCAGCCACGCUUAGCCACCAAAUCUGUAAAUUGGUCUCCAGCUUCUCUGCGCUGUCAAACGCGACGAGUUUCGGAAUGUUUCAUGGUGUGCCACGCGAUCCAAUCGGAUGUAUGACGGGCGCCAAUGUUUGCCAACUUGGUCAAGAUUUGAACCUCGUCCGCUCUUUGAAUUUCUGUGGCCUUUCCAUUCUUCGCCAUACUCCGAUGUGCAAGAAUUGACGAGUGGACUAGAAGGAAAGUCGCGGAUUAAGGAGCCUUUCUGGUUGUCAUGCCGGCCAAAUCAGGAGGUCUAGCAAGCUCUGAACUGCUGUCUCGCCACGCGGCUCCUCGCCAACGGAGCGGCGCGAAGGACAAGCAAUGGAUACCCAAGGGAUCAGCACCGAAAGUGAAUGAUCAGAGACAACUACUGACCUUCUUUGUUCUUCUUCCAAGGACACCAGAGUCCACGAGCAAUGAUGAAGGUGGAAACGCAGCUUGAAAUUGACAGAGGGAGCGAAGAUGCAGUGUAAGUGUGCCCAUUGAACCACCUCUUUCUGGCGGGAGAUUUGCUCUCUGCACACCUACG
This is a messenger RNA of Exophiala xenobiotica, 2297 nucleotides long. RefSeq lists its product as uncharacterized. Gene Ontology annotation, molecular function: L-2-aminoadipate:2-oxoglutarate transaminase activity; pyridoxal phosphate binding. Gene Ontology annotation, biological process: biosynthetic process. The coding region runs from base 110 to 1570 and encodes 486 amino acids. NCBI's taxonomy places the organism in Eukaryota, Fungi, Ascomycota, Eurotiomycetes, Chaetothyriales, Herpotrichiellaceae. The record is from RefSeq and is a predicted model, not a curated record. The transcript has a single exon.